AUGCUGGGCUUCCUGGCACAUGGUGCUCCGGGGAGGCUGUGCGUGGGCCUUGCAUGUGUCCUGUCCCUUUGGAACACAGUGUCUGCUAUUAAAGGAGAAGCCAAGAAGGAAAAUGGGAUGAGCUUCCUACCUUCAACAGUGUCUGGAAAUGAAGUUAAGAAGGAAAAAGCUGGAGCUGUCCUCGGUGCAACAGAGCUGCCUGCGUGGUCGGUCGAUCUGUCAGCACUUAACCUGACACAGGUGGUGAACGGGAUGCUGAGCAGAGUUUUAAAAGAUAGCAAGAAAUUCUUCUCCCUGCUGAGCAUCACUUCCUAUAGCUCCUUCGCCUUCCACAAGUUUUCUGUGGCCAUUUACAACAUUUCCCACCUGAAGGCGGUGGACCCGGCCAUGUUCCCCACACGGCACUGCUACUGUGUGAACAAUCGGACCAAUGACCUGUCAGAUUUCACAGCCCUGCUGGUGGACUUCACUGGAAACUCUACCAGCUACCUCACAGAGAUUUUUAAGUCCACCUCCAUCCUCUCAGUGAGCCAGACGGAUGAAUCCGACUGUAUCUUCAUCUGUGUGAUGACAGGAAAGUCGGGAAGGAACCUUUCUGACUUCUGGGAGGUGGUGGAGGAGUCUCCGGUUAUCAAUUACACAUUCACCAGCAGCCUGUCUGGCGUCCUGGGUGCAGCUACCAGGGAGACAGCUGUGGCUUCCAAGCUCACGCCCACAAGCCAGCAAACAGUGCCAAUGACAAGUCCUCUACACACAGCCCGGAGCACCAGCAGGUCUGCUCUGGGAACCUCUCCCAGCACAGAGACCACGCAUCCUUCCGAGGGGGAGCGCACCGUGAACACAGACAGGCUGCCUGAGCUUCUCGCCAAGGCCAAGGCCACGGUCACACUGGGGAGUGUCUCUCCCACCCUCCCAGUGACCUCACCUGCAGAGGCCCAGGGGACCGAGUGGACCAAGCAGACUGGGGCCUCAGGGGGCCUUCCAGAGCCUCCUGCUAGGACGCAGGGCAGCCCGCCCCGGAGCAGCCCAGCCUCAGGGACAUUCACCCCUGGCACACAGACGUCAAGUCCGACCAAGGCCCCAGCCCCCAGGUACCCACAGACAGGUGAUCUCUCUUGGCCAUUUAUCCCUGGAGAAGAGCCAGCCCUGCUCCCUGGACCCCACCAAGUUCAAGUUUCAAGGUGUCCUCGGCAGCUCCUCAGAGAGGGGGCCAUCACAGCUGCCCCUGUCAACCCGGCCAUCCAGAAGCUCCACCCGUGCCUGAUGGAGCUGUGUCGAUUUUUCCAGCAGUGCCUCUGCGUGAGCCAGAGGAGGGACCCCAGGGUGCAGGCCGUGAGGUACUGUCUUGAAUACUAUUCCUGGUUUCUGAGGAAUGCAACAUACAUCUGUCGGAAGGCGAAAAGGGUGUCCCACUCACACACCUUAAAACAAAAAUGCCUGGAGAAUAUCUGCAAGUCUGUGUGA
Messenger RNA from Pteronotus mesoamericanus, 1464 nucleotides. It is a transcript of the gene HHLA1, whose product is annotated as HHLA1 neighbor of OC90. The transcript is spliced from 16 exons. The record is from RefSeq and is a predicted model, not a curated record. Lineage: Eukaryota; Metazoa; Chordata; Mammalia; Chiroptera; Mormoopidae. Bases 1 to 1464 code for a protein of 487 amino acids.